Messenger RNA from Prunus armeniaca (apricot), 1530 nucleotides. The record is from the annotation of a GenBank genome assembly. NCBI's taxonomy places the organism in Eukaryota, Viridiplantae, Streptophyta, Magnoliopsida, Rosales, Rosaceae.
AUGGGAAGCUUAGACUUGAACUUUACAGAUUCUUCCUUGUCCCAAACCGACGUCUUCAAACCCUUAGACCCUGAAGACUUCCGCAAACAAGCUCACCAAAUGGUCGACUUCAUUGCCGACUAUUACGCCAAGAUCGAAUCCUACCCUGUCCUCACCCAAGUCCAGCCCAACUACCUCCGCUCCCGCCUGCCCUCCACCGCCCCAUACCUCCCCGAACCCCUGCAAACUAUCUUCCACGACAUCUCGGCCCACGUGAUCCCAGGCAUCACUCACUGGCUCAGCCCUAACUUCUUCGCAUUCUUCCCCGCCACCGUCAGCACCGCCGCCUUCUUAGGCGAAAUGCUGUGCACUUGCUUCAACGCCGUCGGGUUCAACUGGCUCGCCUCACCCGCCGCCACCGAGCUCGAGAUGGUCGUCAUGGACUGGCUGGCCCACAUGCUCAAGCUUCCCGCGUCCUUCAUGUUUUCAUCGGGCACUGCUGGAGGUGGCGGUGGUGGUGUCAUUCAAAACACCACCAGCGAAGCCAUCUUUGUAACUCUCGUUGCAGCCCGAGACCGGAAGCUUGAGGCUUUGGGAACAAACGACGUGAAAAAGCUCGUCGUUUAUUCUUCUGAUCAGACCCAUUCCACGUUCACCAAGGCCUCCAGGCUCGCCGGGAUAUGUCCUUCCAAUGUAAGGUCUAUCCCCACCAGCCGGGACUCCGAUUUCGCUUUGUCUCCCGAGUUACUUCGUAAGGUGGUGGAGGCAGACGUGGAAUCCGGGCUGGUCCCGCUUUACCUUUGUUUAACAGUGGGGACAACUUCAACCACGGCCGUCGAUCCCCUCGAGCCGCUUGCCGGCGUGGCAAACGAUUACAACAUGUGGGUCCAUGUGGACGCUGCUUACGGUGGAAGUGCCUGUAUUUGUCCCGAGUUUAGGCAUUAUUUGAACGGGGUGGAGCGAGUCGACUCACUGAGUCUGAGCCCGCACAAGUGGCUGCUCAGUUACUUGGACUGCUGCUGCCUCUGGGUCAAGCGGUCGGAUUUGUUGGUCAACGCGUUGAGCACCAACCCGGAGUAUUUGAGAAACCAACCCAGUGAGUCUGACUCAGUGGUGGACUACAAGGACUGGCAACUGGGCACUGGACGUAGGUUCAAGUCACUUAGAUUAUGGCUCGUGCUGCGUAGCUAUGGCGUCGCUAAUAUCCAGAGCCACAUCCGGUCCGAUGUUCGGAUGGCUAGAAUGUUCGAAGGGUUCGUAAAAUCCGACCUAAGGUUCGAGGUUGUGGUGCCCAGAAAGUUUGCGUUGGUUUGUUUUCGGCUCAAGUCAUUUUAUCUGGCCGAGCCGAGUUAUGUUGACUCGCUGAACCGGAAGCUACUCGAGUGGGUGAACUCAACGGGUCGUGCUUAUAUGAGCCACACUGUAGUCGGUGGGGUAUACAUGUUGAGGUUUGCGGUGGGGGCCACGCUAACGGAGGAGAGGCACGUUGUUGCCGCGUGGCAGUUGAUCAAGGAUGGAGCUGAUGCAGUUCUCAAGGUCAAGGGCGUAUGA